GCGAAAGCCAGCGAGGACGAGCUAGAAGGUGGACGACGCCCUGACGAAGAGCAUACAAAUCCCCGGUGCACUUGUCUUUUUACGGGGAAAUCCGGCCUAGGAUGAGCUGAUUGCUGGUGGUGCAUCGUCGCCAUCGUCGCUCCGUGAGGAUGGAUUCGGACUGCGACGCAUUUGACGACGAUGUUUGCGACGAGGACCUGAUGGCGCUGGAUAACCUGGCGUGUAAUGUGCCACCCGCGGCGGUUCAGCGGCCCAGGCCGACAAUCAACUCCCGGCGGCAGCGCCUCCAGGCAGACCCCAAGUCCACGGCAACGGCAGCAGUGGCAGCAGCGGCGUCAUCGUCUGCGCGCUCGGGAGGAGGCUUGGACGACCUGGACGGAAUCCCGUCUGAUGCUUUUGACAGUUCCCCAGAGCCAGCGGUGGCCCCACCGCCGGCAAACAAGCAGCCUCGGGUCUUCCACCAGACCACCCUCUCAGGCCGGCCCCUGGCGGACAGUGGCCCCUCGCAGGCGCAGCGACCCGGCGCCGGGCGGACCUACCGCGGCGACAUGCCGGCCGAGCCGCCAACACACCAUGAGCUAGACAACGAGGCCCUCAAGACGUGGGUCUACCCCAUGAACCUGGGGGCCAUCCGUGACUACCAGUUCAGCAUCGUUAAGAACGGGCUGUUCAGCAACACCUUGGUGGCACUCCCCACAGGUCUCGGCAAGACCUUCAUCGCCGCGACCGUCAUGCUGAACUACUACCGCUGGACGCGCAACGCCAAGAUUGUCUUCGUUGCUCCCACCAAGCCCCUGGCAUCCCAACAGGUGGAAGCAUGCCUGAGUAUCGCUGGAAUUCCGCGCUCGGCGGCCACUCUGCUUACGGGCGAGGUCAAGCCCGCACUGCGCGAGGAAGAGUGGGAGUGCAGGCGGCUCUUCUUUAUGACGCCGCAGACGCUCAUGAACGACCUCUCAAAGGGAUAUGCAGACCCCAAGAAGAUUGUGCUCCUGGUCGUGGACGAGGCCCACCGCGCCACGGGCGACUACGCCUAUGUUAAAGUUAUUGACUUUAUCCGCCGCUUCUCCAAGAGCUUCCGUGUGCUCGCACUCACCGCCACUCCCGGCUCGACCGUCGAGGGUGUGCAGGCCGUGAUCGACAAUCUCGGGGUGUCUCACGUCGAGAUCAGGACCGAGGAGUCCAUCGAUAUACGGAGCUACGUUCAUUCGCGUGAGAUUGACCGUGUCGUUCUGGAGCCGUCGGACGAGAUGCUGCGGCUGAUGGAGCUGUUCUCCCAGGCACUCAAGCCGCUCACGUCCAAGAUCAGCCAGGCAAAUAUAUACUACGGCCGCGACCCAACGUCCAUCACUACAUUCGGUCUUAUGAAGGCACGCCAGGACUGGUUCAACGGCCCGGGCCGGCAUGCGAACCAGGGCACCAAGAUGAUGUUGAUGGCCAUAUUUACCAUCCUCCAGGGCCUGGCACACGCCAUAAAACUACUCAACUUCCACGGCAUCAGGCCUUUCUACGAGAAUCUAGCCGCUUUUAGGGCUGAGACUGAGGAGAAGGGGCAGAAGGGUUCCAAGUACAAACGCCAGAUUCUUGCGGACGCUGGCUUUCAGGAGAUGAUGGAAAUAGCAUCGAAUUGGUUGAAGCUGCCCGACUUUGUCGGCCAUCCCAAGCUGACGCAUCUCUGCGACACCCUGCUCAACCAUUUCAUGGACGCAGGUGAAGGCUCCAACACGCGCGUCAUCGUCUUCAGCGAGUACCGAGACAGUGCUGAGGAGAUUGUAAGGGUGCUCAACAUGCACAAGCCCAUGGUCAACGCCUCCCUCUUUGUCGGACAGGCCGACUCCAAGAAGAGCGAGGGCAUGAAGCAGAAGCAGCAGAUCGAGACGAUUGAAAAGUUCAGGAGCGGAACCUUCAACGUCCUUGUCGCCACAUCCAUUGGCGAGGAAGGACUCGACAUUGGCCAGGUCGACCUCAUCAUAUGCUACGAUGCCUCGUCGUCGCCCAUUCGAAUGCUCCAGCGCAUGGGGCGGACAGGCCGCAAGAGGGCAGGCAAGAUCACGCUGCUUCUCAUGAAAGGCAAAGAGGAAGACAAGUACAACCAGGCGCAGGACAACUACGAGAAGAUGCAGCACCUCAUCUGCGAGGGCAGCAGGUUCAACUUCAGGUACGACCUGUCUUCCAGAAUCGUCCCCAGGGACGUGAAGCCCGAGGUCGACAAACGGAUCGUCGAGAUUCCCGUGGAGAAUACCCAGAACACGGCGCCGCCGGAACCAAAGAGCCGGGCCGCUCGUGCCAAGAAGCCCAGCAAGAAGAAAUUCAAUAUGCCCGAUGGAGUGGAGACGGGCUUCACAUUGGCAUCCAUGCUCGGCAAGGCGACUGCGGCACCAUCGAAGCAGCCUAAGCAGGCAAAGACGGUUCAGAAAGCGGUGGCCCAGAAACCCGCGCUGCCGAAAGAGGAGGACGACCUAACCCCGGUUCCGACGCUUGAGGGCGUUCUUUUGAACAGCACGCAGCUGGCUGAGCUCAACAGGCAGUACAGACACCUCCCGUUUUAUCAGAAUCACGCCGAGGAGAUAAGUAUGCCGAGCCUGGCAGCUUACCCGGCACUGCAGCGAACAUUACGACCCAGUGUUCAUAUCAAGCAUGGGUCGUAUACUAGGCGCUGUGUGAGACUGUUCAAAAGGCUGUCCGAGUCCCGGGGGCAGCCAAACGAAGAGACGGCAUCUGACCGCUAUAUUGACAUUCCGGCGCCGCCCUUUGGCGACGAGCCUGGGACGUCCCUGGGCCACAAGCGCGCCUCGCCUCCAGAGCCCUACAACGCUCAACAGCAGGCGCCGAAACGACAGAAACCGACCCCGAAGCCGAUCUCGAAGCCAAAGAUCAAUGCCGUAUCGGAAUACCUAUCUGAUGCCGACGACACGCCGCGUCCAGGAGAGUUUAGCGAUGACGAUAUGGCAUCAUUCAUCUCGUACGGCGAGGAGAACGGACAGGCGCAAGACGCACGCGCACCGAGCACAAGCAUAGACGAUGGCUUCGACCUCACAACAGAGCCCACCCGCAAAUCUUCGUCCGGGUUAUCGGCAUCCGCAGCGCACAGGAGGGGUGCGAAGUUGUCUUCCGCGUCCUCGGUGGCGUCGGCACAGUCUGCUGUUGCGUCCAAGCCCUACUUUGUCCCAGCCGAACUGCCCGGCACCCAGCAGAGCGAAGACGACGACGUGCCGCCCCUCGAGGCGCUCAUCGGCGGGAGUACGGGGCGGAAACCAGCCUCGAGAAAAGGCGACACCGCUCACAGAACCAACAGCAGCGGGCAGGACAGCAGCGACGGACAGGUGCGCCAGAACAAACGCAGAGGCCGUAGACCAUUCCUGAUGGAAAGCGAUAGUGAAUGAGCAAACCGGAGCGCAGCGAGCAUUGCCGGACAUGGUUGACAUGGGACUACCGGUUUGCCCACGUGCGUAUUUAGCGGGGUGGUAGGUAUCUACGGAACUAAAAACAAAUACAAUCCACGGUUUAUUGACCUUCAACCUUCUCACCCACCA
Messenger RNA from Gaeumannomyces tritici R3-111a-1, 3530 nucleotides. RefSeq names its product ATP-dependent DNA helicase MPH1. NCBI's taxonomy places the organism in Eukaryota, Fungi, Ascomycota, Sordariomycetes, Magnaporthales, Magnaporthaceae. The record is from RefSeq and is a predicted model, not a curated record. Gene Ontology annotation, molecular function: ATP binding; 3'-5' DNA helicase activity; four-way junction DNA binding. Gene Ontology annotation, biological process: replication fork reversal; interstrand cross-link repair; double-strand break repair via synthesis-dependent strand annealing. Bases 150 to 3380 code for a protein of 1076 amino acids. The transcript has a single exon.